AAGGGCGCGCUGGUGCCCUAUAUAUACCGUGCCCCGCCUUCCGCCAGCGCAUUCUGCCAUUGAAGAGCGGCGGAGUAGCGGUGUUUUAGGAACUCGAGGCAGCCUCCUCAGGGUGCGCGGCGACCCUCCCCCAAGAGGCGAGCCGUUAGGCAGCUCCCCACCCCCACCCCAGACUUUGGGGACCUGACGGAACAGAGCCUCCGACCACCUGGGGCGCAGAGGUCCUUGUUGUGGUCCAUCAUCCAGGCAGUGGCCACCUCCUGACCUUCCUCCUCCGAGGGGUCCUCCCCAACAGCAGCAGUAGCAGUGGCCCCCUCCCAGCCUCGGAUGUGCAGACCAGAGGAGCAGACAGCCGGAGCAGUUCGAGACGUCAGAAAACAUUAACAGCCUUGCAGGGUGUGAGGUAUACGUUGCUUUUCCACCUGUGUGUUCUGGCUACACAUAGCCUCACACCUCUGCCAUUCCAAAUGUCUUCUGUAGACGUGGACCCUUCCACGAUCCCUUUGGCGCCAGUCCAGGUGUCUCCUCCACCCCCUGUGCUGCCUCUGUGGGUGCCGCCCCUUCUGUGCUGCGUGCCCGCCAUUCUUUCUCCCUGUUUGCUUCUGCCUGAGAGCUUCCAGGUGUGUGUCCCCUGUUCUGCAGCUAUUUCAUGUGUGUGCCCCACUCCACAUGCUGCCUGCCAAUGUUUGUGUUACUCCACUGCUAUUUCUGCUUGGGAGAUCCCUGGCCACAUGAUACCUGGCCACGUGGGUGUCGUUUCACGACGCAGGGGCCUUACUGCUUCUGUCAUCCGGCCACGCAGGCUUUCCUCUGUGAUUGCUCCCAUGCAGGAGCUGCGUUCUGCAUGCCACGUGGGCCCCUAUGUGCCCCUUUAUGAUUGCAUCCAUGGGGGAGCCCAGUCUCGUGUGCUGCCUGCUCAGGUGUAUGUCCCUCCUUACAUCCUGCCUGUCCAUGUGGGAGUCCUUCCACGGAUUCUGCCUGCCCACGUUGGAGCACCUUAUGCGCUGCCCAUUCGCAUGGGUCCUGCUCCAAAUAGUCAGCCUGCCCCCUCGGGAGACCUUCCACAAAUAUUUCCACAAGGGAGCCCCUCCAACACUGUUGCCAGACAGGAGCCUUACCCUGAUGCUUUGAAUGUCCGUGCUCCUCUCCGUAUGGUGAAUGGCUCUGAUGUUGCUCCACGAGUUGCGCCCAGGAGCCUUGCUGCAUAUGCUGUCUCCUAAAGUGAUGCCUAUUGUGCACAUGCUUUAUUCAUGUUUCUUCUGUAUGGUGGGAUUCUUCACAUGUGCACUCUGGCCAUGUGUAUUCCACUUUUGUAUGCCCCCCUGUUUUCUAGACAUACUCACUUUGCAUUCAGUAUAUAUGUCUUCUCAGGAGAGAGUACCCAGGUGGAUGGGGGCAAAAUGUUCUAAUG
This is a messenger RNA of Phascolarctos cinereus (koala), 1411 nucleotides long. RefSeq lists its product as uncharacterized. The record is from RefSeq and is a predicted model, not a curated record. Lineage: Eukaryota; Metazoa; Chordata; Mammalia; Diprotodontia; Phascolarctidae.